Molecule: messenger RNA, 1834 nt
Organism: Drosophila rhopaloa
Lineage: Eukaryota; Metazoa; Arthropoda; Insecta; Diptera; Drosophilidae
Gene: CysRS-m
Product: probable cysteine--tRNA ligase, mitochondrial
Exons: 2
Coding region: 120-1775 (551 amino acids)
Biological process (GO): cysteinyl-tRNA aminoacylation
Cellular component (GO): cytoplasm
Molecular function (GO): cysteine-tRNA ligase activity; ATP binding
Source: RefSeq, a predicted model, not a curated record
GCUUUGGACCGAAAGCUCAAGUCUGGCAACCUCCGUCUUUUCCAUCAGAUGUUAUUAUUAUUUUAUAAAACUUAAAUUUAUUUAUUUUAAGCCUUUAACAAAAUUUUACAGUUUGGAGAAUGUUCGGCCUCAAGGAGGCGUUCCGCACUUUUAACGGACAAUUUGGAUCAGGAUAUGUCCGAUUCUGCAAGCGCAACUUCGCGGAUGAGGCUUCACAAAUUAGCAGGCCUAAAUGGCGAAAGCCAAUUGGCGAACACACGGGCAUCAACAUUUACAACCAUAGUAUGCGCCAGAAGGUGCCUCUGAUCCUGCGGAACCCCCAAAUGGUCACCUGGUACACCUGCGGACCCACUGUCUACGACUCUGCCCAUUUGGGUCAUGCCAGCACAUACGUCAAGGUGGACAUCCUGCAGCGCAUUCUCCGGGACUACUUCAAAAUCAACCUAGUGACCGCUAUGAACAUCACAGACGUGGAUGACAAGAUCAUUAAUAGGGCCCAGCUCUCCGGCCUAGACUGGCAGAAGAUGGCCCGAGCCUAUGAGGCAGAGUUCCGCCAAGACAUGCUGCGCCUCAACGUACAGCCUCCGGAUGUGCGCAGCCAUGUGACCACCACCAUGCCCGUCAUCGUCCAGUUCAUCCAGCAGCUGAUUACCGAGAAGCAGGCCUACGUUACGCCUGACAAGUCGGUUUACUUUGAUGUUUCUACGAGCCAAAACUAUGGAAAACUGCAGAACUUGGGUCUAAGCGAAGAGAAGUCGGAUCCUGUAAAAAGGAACACUGCGGACUUUGCGCUGUGGAAGGCGCGCAAGAGUGGUAGCGAGCCCACCUGGGAAGCUCCUUGGGGCGGCGAGGGACGUCCCGGCUGGCACAUCGAAUGCAGCGCGAUCGCUGGUCUCUUCUUUGGCCGCCAGUUGGACUUCCAUGCCGGUGGCUUGGACUUGCGCUUCCCGCACCACGAGAACGAGGAGGCACAAUGUUGUGCCCGCUACAAAACAGACCAGUGGGUUAACUACUGGUUGCACACCGGACAGCUUCACAUGGUGGGGGACCCGGAGAAGAUGUCAAAGUCCCUGGGCAACACCAUCUCCGUGACGGACCUGCUCAAGAAGUACAGCGCUGACGAAUUUCGGAUGGCCUGCCUGUUGUCAAACUACCGCAAUGCCAUGCCUUAUAGCGACCAGUUAAUGUCGACCGCUCGGCAGACUCUCCAGCGCUUUAAGAACUUCCGGGCGGAUCUGAGUGCCUACACACAGUUCCUUAAGCCGGUACACUUAAUGGACGAGGGUGCGCUAAGGGCUCAACUGGCUCACACGGUAACCGAGUUCGAUAAUUCUCUGCGAGAUGACUUCGAUACCGCUCGAGCUAUUAGCGUUCUGAUGGAUCAGAUGAGCAGCAUAAGUCGGUGCAUCAACGAGCAGCAGGUUGAUGCCCAGGAGGAGCCUGCCUACUGCAUGGAUCUUCUUCUGGCCGCCGGAAAUUUUAUUAACCGUGCCAUAGUAACGUUUGGGAUAUCAGAGUUGCUGGAAAGAGAAUCGGUGCAGGAAAGGGUAUCUUCGGAGCAUGGCAUCGAUCCCUCUUUGUUAGUGGACGAUGUGAUAAGCGUUCGAAGGAGGAUGCGGGAGAACGCUACUUCCGGGGAUGUAAAGAACAUCCAGCUUCUGGCGGCUUGCGAUGACCUGAGGAGCUUGCUCCAACAGCACGGCAUAAAGGUGCGCGACCACAAGCAGGGAAGCUCGUGGGUAUUUGCCGUGUCCUGUCAGAAGCCCAAUGACUAAAUCGAAAGCUCUGCCGAAUAAAAGCCAAUCUAUUAUUCUUUGGAUCGUUAUUACAUAAA